CAUGGUCGAUUAGGACCCCGUGCUCCGUUGCUGGGAGUGACGGGACGCUACUGCCGUGAUCUGUUUACUGUAGUCGCGCUUGGAACUCUUUGGGAAUGUGUAGAUGCUAAUAUGAUUUAAGUUUAAUACACUUUUGAGUAACAGAAAACUAUCAUCAAUAUGGAUCCGUUAUUUUUAGCAUGGAGCUAUUUUAGGAGACGUAAAUUCCAGCUCUGUGCUGAUGUGUGCUCUAAAAUACUGGAGGAAAAUCCGUUCGAUCAGGAUGCUGAAAAUACUUCUCUUGCUUCAGAGGCUGCAUGGAGUCUGAAGACGCGGGCUCUGACAGAGACGGUUUACAUCGACGAAGUGGAUGUAGACCAUGAGGGAAUAGCAGAAAUGCUGGACGAAAACGCGAUUGCUCAGGUUGCACGUCCUGGAACAUCAUUAAAGCUUCCAGGUACAAGUCAAGGAGGAGGUCCAACCCCAUCUGUCAGGCCUAUGACUCAUGCAGGGCGGCCCGUUACUGGGUUUGUUCGGCCCAGCACACAGUCCGGCAGACCCGGGACAAUGGAGCAGGCUAUCAAAACCCCCCGGACCGGGCACACGGCUCGCCCUGUCACCAGCGCGUCUGGAAGAUACGUGAGGCUGGGAACGGCUUCCAUGCUUACCAGUCCUGAGGGCCCAUUUCUAAACAUGUCCAGAUUAAACCUGUCAAAAUAUGCCCAGAUGCCCAAUUUAUCAAAGUCUUUGUUUGAAUAUAUCUUCCAUAAUGAAAAUGAUAUAAAAAAUGCUACAGAUCUUGCAGCUCUUGCUACUGAGCAUGCUCAGUUCAAAGACUGGUGGUGGAAAGUCCAACUGGGAAAAUGCUACUACAGGCUGGGUCUGCACCGUGAAGCAGAGAAACAGUUCAAAUCUGCUCUCAGUCAACAGGAAAUGGUUGAUGCAUUCCUCUACUUAGCAAAGGUCUAUCAACGUUUGGAUCAGCCUUUAACAGCUUUAAACCUUUUCAAGCAAGGUCUGGAUCGCUUUCCUGGCGAGGUCACUCUUCUUACGGGAAUAGCUCGGAUUCACGAGGAAAUGAACAAUAUUGCCUCAGCCACAGAGUAUUAUAAGGAAGUUCUGAAGCAGGACAAUACCCAUGUGGAAGCUAUAGCUUGUAUCGGCAGUAAUCAUUUCUACACAGACCAGCCUGAGAUUGCCCUGCGGUUUUACAGACGACUACUGCAAAUGGGAGUUUACAACUGCCAGCUCUACAACAACCUGGGACUCUGCUGCUUUUAUGCCCAGCAGUAUGACAUGACUCUGACCUCGUUUGAAAGAGCUCUUUCCUUGGUAGCAAAUGAUGAAGAAUUGGCAGAUGUUUGGUACAACCUGGGCCAUGUGGCAGUUGGAAUCGGAGAUCUGAAUCUAGCCUAUCAGUGUUUUAAAUUGGCUUUGGCGAACAACAAUGACCACGCUGAAGCGUACAAUAACUUGGCCGUCUUAGAACUACGCAAGGGACGUGUGGAGCAGGCAAAAGCUUUUCUGCAGACGGCCUCUUCUCUGGCGCCUCACAUGUACGAGCCUCACUUUAACUUUGCUGCACUGUCUGAUAAGGUAAUGAGCUUUUACGACCUAACAAACCUUUUGCUUCUAAUUUUGCAGAGCUUCAGGUCUGGAGGAGAGCAGUGCAGCAGGUCUGUCUUUCUGCUUUCCUCACCUGCUUGUUGAUCCCCAGCACAUGAAGAACUCAGGAAGGGCAUAAAAUGGCCCCAAUUAAGCCCAUAAUUAGGCUAGUCAGGUAGUUAAAAGCACAUGCAGACACUGCGGGAGUUCAGGAGUGGAGCUGGGCUGCAUUAGCCUUAGUCUUGUGCUUAAUAAACACAAAACACUGUUACAACCAUCAUAAAGACCACAAACGAGGGGAGACCAACUGGCCCAUUUUUAAUAUUUGGCUGCAAUUAGCUUAUUGAUCAAAGGAUAUGAUUUGCCAUUUCUUGGAAAAUCCCAGUAAAUGUAGUGUGUCAUUUACAAUUAUUUAAUCACAGUAUUGU
This is a messenger RNA of Lepisosteus oculatus (spotted gar), 2012 nucleotides long. NCBI's taxonomy places the organism in Eukaryota, Metazoa, Chordata, Actinopteri, Semionotiformes, Lepisosteidae. The record is from RefSeq and is a predicted model, not a curated record.